Hipposideros armiger (great roundleaf bat) is the source of this 933-nucleotide messenger RNA. Its product is annotated as olfactory receptor 6C4-like. NCBI's taxonomy places the organism in Eukaryota, Metazoa, Chordata, Mammalia, Chiroptera, Hipposideridae. The transcript has a single exon. The record is from RefSeq and is a predicted model, not a curated record. Gene Ontology annotation, biological process: G protein-coupled receptor signaling pathway. Bases 1 to 933 code for a protein of 310 amino acids. Gene Ontology annotation, cellular component: membrane. Gene Ontology annotation, molecular function: G protein-coupled receptor activity; olfactory receptor activity.
AUGAAAAACCAAACCUUUCUGACAGAAUUCAUUCUGCUGGGACUAACAGACAUCCCAGAGAUUCAACUGGUCAUCUUUAUAUGUCUCUUCCUCACCUACAUAUUCAGCAUCAUUGGAAACCUGACAAUCAUCACCCUCACACUACUGGACUCCCACCUCCAGACUCCCAUGUAUUUCUUCCUCCGGAAUUUCUCCUUUUUAGAAAUUUCCUUUACAACCACUUUUACUCCUAGGCUGCUGUUCAGCAUCUCAACUGGGAACAAGAGCAUCAGCUUUGCCGGCUGCUUCACUCAGUAUUUCUUUGCCAUAUUCCUUGGUGCCACAGAGUUUUAUCUUCUGGCUGCCAUGUCUUAUGACCGCUACGUGGCCAUCUGCAAACCCCUGCAUUACAUGACCAUCAUGAACAGCAGGGUCUGUAUGCAGCUGGUCCUUUGCUCUUGGCUAGGUGGAUUCCUGAUCAUCAUAUCCCCAAUCAUCUUGACCAGUCAGCUGGAUUUCUGUGCCUCCAAAAUGCUGAAUCAUUAUUAUUGUGAUUAUGGGCCCCUCAUAGAAAUAUCUUGCUCAGACACAAGACUCCUGGAGGUGGUUGACUUUAUCUUAGCAUUUGUGACCUUGGUGGUCACCUUGGUGCUGGUGAGUCUCUCCUAUACAAACAUCAUCUGGACCAUUCUGAAGAUCCCCUCUGCUCAACAAAGGAAAAAGGCCUUUUCCACGUGUUCUUCCCACAUGAUUGUCAUCUCCCUCUCUUAUGGCAGCUGCAUCUUCAUGUACAUAAAACCCUCAGCAAAAGAGGGAGUUGCCAUCAAUAAGGGGGUAGCUGUGCUCAACACCUCAGUUGCCCCUUUAUUGAACCCGUUCAUUUACACUCUAAGAAAUAAACAAGUAAAACAAGCCUUCAAGGAUGUGGCCAGAAAGAUCAUGACUAAAGAGUAA